AUGUGCAGCGUAACAAAGAAUAAGCGGAAGCGCGGCCGCCGGCCCAAAAACCGAUCGCCGGUGACCACUGUCGCAAGCGACACCACCUCCUCCCCCACCCCAGUAGCCAAUGACGUUAUCUUUUCCGUCAAUAACGUUGAGCUUAUUGACCCCACUCACCCUCUGUCCUCUACACCCCAUCGCCGCCGCGGCCGCCCCCGCAAGACUCCCAAAAUCGACAGCUCGAAAACCUUACCCGUCCCGGCUCCUCCAAUCGCCAAUGGAUGUGCUGCCACUGCGCUGAUCACUGCAGAGAACGCGGUGGCGAGGGUGGUCCCAUCGAUGGACGCGGUGGUGAAGGUGUUCUGCGUUCAUACGGAGCCAAAUUUUUCUUUGCCGUGGCAGAGGAAAAGGCAGUACAGCUCGAGCAGUAGCGGGUUUGUUAUUAAUGGUCGGAGGGUUUUGACGAAUGCUCACUCCGUGGAGCAUUACACUCAAGUCAAGUUGAAGAAAAGAGGUUCUGAUACAAAGUAUGUUGCCACGGUGCUCGCCAUCGGCACUGAAUGUGAUAUCGCUAUGCUUGCAGUAGAUGAUGAUGAGUUCUGGGAAGGGGUGUCUCCUCUAGAAUUUGGUGAUUUACCUGCAUUGCAAGAUGCAGUGACUGUUGUGGGUUACCCAAUUGGGGGUGAUACAAUCUCUGUGACAAGUGGGGUAGUUUCACGCAUAGAGAUUCUUUCAUAUGUCCAUGGGUCCACUGAACUUCUGGGAUUACAGAUAGAUGCCGCUAUAAACUCUGGAAAUUCGGGAGGACCUGCUUUUAAUGACAAGGGAAAUUGUGUCGGUAUUGCAUUUCAAUCCCUCAAACACGAGGAUGCAGAGAAUAUCGGUUAUGUCAUCCCAACACCAGUCAUCAGGCACUUCAUCCAAGAUUAUGAAAAAAAUGGAGCAUAUACUGGAUUCCCUAUUCUAGGAGUUGAAUGGCAGAAGAUGGAAAAUCCAGACUUGCGAUUGUCGAUUGGGAUGAAACCAGAUCAGAAGGGUGUUCGUAUAAGAAGAAUCGAUCCAACUGCUCCAGAAUUCAAAAUUUUGAAGCCAUCUGAUGUCAUCCUUAGCUUUGAUGGGGUUGAUAUUGCCAAUGACGGAACAGUUCCAUUUAGGCACGGAGAGCGCAUAGGUUUUAGCUAUCUUGUAUCACAGAAAUAUACUGGAGAUAGCGCAGCAAUAAGAGUUCUUCGCAAUUCUGAAACUCUGAAAUUCAAUAUCGAACUUGGUUCUCAUCGGAGGCUCAUUCCAGCUCACAACAAGGGUAGACCUCCCUCGUAUUAUAUCGUUGCUGGGUUUGUUUUUACAAGUGUUUCCGUUCCAUAUCUCCGUUCUGAGUAUGGAAAAGAUUACGAGUUUGAAGCUCCUGUCAAGCUGUUAGACAAACUCAUGCAUGAAUUGCCACAAUCUCCAGAGGAACAGAUUGUUGUAGUUUCCCAGGUACUCGUGGCUGACAUAAAUAUAGGAUAUGAGGAACUUGUCAACACUCAGGUUCAUGCUUUCAAUGGUCAUCCAGUGAAGAAUCUGAAGAGCUUGGCCAGCAUGGUAGAGAGCUGCAACGAUGAAUAUUUGAAAUUCGAUUUAGAAUACCAGCAGAUCGUUGUCCUUAAAACAAAGACUGCGAAAGCGGCAACUUUGGACAUCCUUGCCACCCACUGUAUACCGUCUGCCAUGUCAGAUGAUCUCAAGACCUGA
Fraxinus pennsylvanica is the source of this 1716-nucleotide messenger RNA. The record is from the annotation of a GenBank genome assembly. Lineage: Eukaryota; Viridiplantae; Streptophyta; Magnoliopsida; Lamiales; Oleaceae.